AUGGACUACACUUACUUUGGCGCUUCACAACAGCCCUACGACCAUUUCUUGGGUAUGAAUUCGCACUCUUUUGCCCACGCCGGAGCGGAGCCGGAUACUACGCGGAGUAUUGAACAGCUCGACCCCAUCUUAUUCCCAGCAGCUGCAGCAUCCUACGAUGCUGCAUCGUUUGGUUUCAACAACGGUCUGCCGACGCCCCAGCAGGGCUCUCCGGAUAACGUGGCCGCACACACACCCAUGCCUGUCGGCAGCGUAGACUCGGGCAUUGGUGCCGAGUUUGACGAUGGCCGGGGGAGCCGCACCCGCAGCAGCAGCGAGGAGAAGGAUAACCUGACGCCUGCGCAGAGCAGGCGCAAGGCCCAAAAUAGGGCGGCUCAGCGCGCCUUCCGCGAGCGCAAAGAACGCCAUGUCAAGGAACUCGAGACGAAGCUCUCCGCCCUAGAAUCAAGCACACAUUCACUGCAAUCCGACAACGAACGCCUGAAAGCCGCCCUCGCACGCGCGCGCACGGAAAACGAGAUCCUCCGUGCGACAAGCGGUCACUCGCCCGCUGCAUCGCGCCCCGUCUCGGCCAGCUACCCCUCGCCCGGCGCCCACCUGCCCUCGCUGUCCGACGAAGACGAGGAAAUGCACGAUGACUACACGAUCCAGUCGCUCACCAACGGCAGCGUGCUCAACGCCGCGGAUAAAGAACAUUCGCGCCACAGGGCAAAGGGCAAAGAGGUGCCCGCUAACCAGGCUUGGGACGUCAUACAGGAGCAUCCGCUUGUCAAGCAAGGACUUGUUGAUGUGGCUGAUGUGUGUGAGCGGCUCAAGGGGUCGGCCAAAUGCGAUGGCCAUGGGCCCGUGUUUGAAGAGAGCGCUAUUUGGCAGGCCGUCGAGGAGUCGAGACGAUGCGGGGGAGAUGAACUUAUUUGA
Messenger RNA from Pyrenophora tritici-repentis Pt-1C-BFP, 918 nucleotides. Its product is annotated as bZIP transcription factor. NCBI's taxonomy places the organism in Eukaryota, Fungi, Ascomycota, Dothideomycetes, Pleosporales, Pleosporaceae. The record is from RefSeq and is a predicted model, not a curated record. Gene Ontology annotation, molecular function: DNA-binding transcription activator activity, RNA polymerase II-specific; transcription cis-regulatory region binding. Gene Ontology annotation, cellular component: RNA polymerase II transcription regulator complex. Gene Ontology annotation, biological process: regulation of DNA-templated transcription.